AUGGGUUCCGUCAAGGGUUCCGUGAAGGAGUUUCCCCGCAUCAAGGAGAUCCGCACGUUUGUGAUCGACGGAGUCGGCUCUGGGGGUGAUUAUCACAAUGUCAAGGGUGGUCACUGGCUCAUCGACAGUAACAUCUCCACGCCAAUGACCAAAUGGGCAGAGUAUCGUGGCUCACGGACUUCGUGGGGUAUCAAUGUGCUGGGUUCCUUUUGUGUGGAAAUUGAAGCCACAGAUGGAACAAAGGGAUUUGCAACUGGAUUCGGUGGCCCUCCUGCUUGUUGGUUGGUCCAUCAGCACUUUGAGCGCUUCCUCAUCGGCGCAGACCCCCGAGACACGAACAACCUUUUUGAGAAGAUGUACCGAGCUUCAAUGUUCUAUGGUCGCAAGGGUCUACCAGUGGCCGUCAUUUCAGUAAUUGAUCUGGCGCUGUGGGAUCUUCAAGGCAAGAUUCGCAACGAGCCAGUAUACAAGAUGAUUGGCGGUGCUACUCGAGAACGCUUACACUUUUACUGCACUGGUCCACAACCCGGCUCGGCCAAAGCAGCAGGAUUCAUCGGCGCAAAGGUCGCACUGCCUCAUGGGCCUGAUGAGGGAACGGAAGGCCUGCUGAAGAACGUCGAAUAUCUGCGCAUGCAGCGAGAAAGCGUUGGCCCGGACUUCCCUCUCCGCGUCGACUGCUACAUGUCCCUGACUGUUCCCUACACUAUUCAACUAGUCAAACGCUGCGAGGCGCUUGGUUUGGACAUUGAUUGGUGGGAGGAGUGUUUGUCCCCUGAUGACUUUGAUGGUCACGCUCUCCUGAAGCGCGCUCAUCCCACCGUCAAGUUUACCACUGGUGAGCACGAGUACUCCCGCUACGGCUUCCGCAAACUUGUUGAAGGGCGAAAUCUGGACAUCAUCCAACCAGACGUCAUGUGGGUUGGAGGUCUGACCGAGCUUCUGAAAGUUUCGGCUCUGGCUGCUGCAUACGACAUUCCCGUCGUGCCUCAUGCUUCGGGACCUUACUCAUAUCACUAUGUGGUCUCUCAGUCCAACUGCCCCUUCCAAGAAUACCUGGCCAAUUCGGCCGAUGGCAAGACCGUCGAGCCUGUCUUUGGCAACCUGUUCACCAAUGAACCUAUCCCAGUGAAUGGCUUCCUCGAUGUGUCUGUCUUGGACAAGCCCGGAUUUGGUCUGGAGCUCAAUCCAUCUGCGCCCCUAAUCCCGGCCUCUGCCCUUCUCAAUCCCUCACCUCAGAAGAGCCUGCGCGCACCUGGAGAGGAGAGUCAAAAUGGCGUUCAGAGCCCCUGA
Penicillium diatomitis is the source of this 1290-nucleotide messenger RNA. Its product is annotated as L-rhamnonate dehydratase. The coding region runs from base 1 to 1290 and encodes 429 amino acids. Lineage: Eukaryota; Fungi; Ascomycota; Eurotiomycetes; Eurotiales; Aspergillaceae. The record is from RefSeq and is a predicted model, not a curated record. Gene Ontology annotation, biological process: carbohydrate catabolic process. Gene Ontology annotation, molecular function: magnesium ion binding; L-rhamnonate dehydratase activity. The transcript is spliced from 3 exons.